Messenger RNA from Tetranychus urticae (two-spotted spider mite), 1292 nucleotides. Its product is annotated as iron-sulfur cluster assembly factor IBA57, mitochondrial. Gene Ontology annotation, molecular function: protein binding. Lineage: Eukaryota; Metazoa; Arthropoda; Arachnida; Trombidiformes; Tetranychidae. Gene Ontology annotation, cellular component: mitochondrial matrix. The record is from RefSeq and is a predicted model, not a curated record. Gene Ontology annotation, biological process: iron-sulfur cluster assembly.
UAGCUGUGUUGUUGGUGUUUGGGUGAACAUAUGAUUCUCUUCAUGCUUUUUUAAUCUUGAUAUUGAGUGUUUUGGUUUCGUCUUAUUUUUUGUCUCUUCUUUUCAUCAUCUAAUGUCAUCUAUUUUAAGAUAUCGUAUUGUUAAUUUAGCUCAUCGUGGUCUACUUCAGGUAACUGGAUCGGAUACAUUUCCUUAUAUUCAAAGUGUAAUUACAAAUGAUUUAAGAGUUCCCAGUAAAAUUGUUUAUGCAACUUUUCCCAAUGCUGUCGGUCGAGUUCUUCUUGAUUUGAUGGUUUAUAAGAUUAAUGGUAAUCCAAGUGAACGCCAAUUGAUGCUCAAUGCUGUUGCCUAUGAAAGAUAUGGAACUGAUGGUAGACCAGAGGAUAGUUUGUUGAUUGAAUGUGAUGCUAAUUUACUUGAAGCUGCAAGGAAAACAUUAUUUGCCUACAAAAUUAGGCGGCAGGUAACUAUUAGUCAUGCCUGUGAUUAUGAUUUGUUUGCUCUUUAUCCAGACAUUGAAGAUGUUCACAGAUUAAAUAGAGCUGAUUUGCCUGAAUUGAGUCAAAUUUUCUCUCCUGAUUUGAUAAUUGGACAAGAUCCUAGAAUUGGCCGUUUUUCUUAUCGUGUCAUUUCUCGUUUGGGCCUUAAAUCAAUAGAUUCUUUGAUACCACUCUUAUCACACCAAAUACCUUAUCCCAUAGUUGAAUCAUCACUCUCAGAUUACCAUCGUUUUAGAUACAAAAUGGGUCUUGCUGAAGGUAAAGAUGAUUAUAAACCUUGUUUCAGCAAUCCGUUGGAAUCCAAUAUUGAUUACAUGAAUGGCUUGGCUUAUUCUAAAGGACAAUUUACUGGUAAAUCCAUAAUUUCACGAAGUAGUGCCAAGUCUUCUCGUAAAUAUAGAUUAAUGCCAAUUAAGUUGUUAUUACCAGAUACACCUAAAGUUAAGGAAUUGAAUUUAGCUUUCGGUACAAGAAUAUUUAGCAAUGACAAGCAACAAUUGAUUGGUAAAUUAAUCAGUCGCAAAGGCUGUCAUGGUUUGGCAGUGUUGAAAUUAACUGGAUGUUUAAAUAAUAACUUUCAAUUGCAUCAUCUCGAAUCAGGUGUUGAAGUUAAUACAUGGUUUCCAAAUUGGUGGCCUGAGCCACUGGCACCAAAAGACUAUUAUCUAGCUCAAAGACAAAUGAAGUUAAUCGAUGUAACAAAUGUACAAAAUAAUCAGCUUCUUAGUUAAUUAAAUAAACUCUAUGUAUUACUAUCAAAUAAUUGCUAAUAAAUGUAAAUAUCAUCUCAAA